AUAGAAAAAUCUGUAGGCGGUGAAGUGAAGUCGCGUGGUGAAGUGCUGAAAACACAACUAGCUAAGUGUAAAGGGGCGCAAGCAAAUGUAAACUGUAGGGUUGAGACCUUAGGUAAAAUUAUUGGUGGUUUUUGUGAGAUGAAAAGGCAAUGGGUUAGAGACAUGGGUUUUGAGGGAUUACUUUAUUUGAGGGGGAAGAGAUUACCACGGAAUUUUUGCUAUUGGUUGAUGACAUUGGUAGACACUUGUAGGAAUGUGAUAAUGUUCCCGGGGGGGGGUAGAGUACCCUAUGGAUAAGCGACAGGUGCAUUGGGUAUUAGGUAUACCUCAUGGACCGAAAAGAGUUCCACUUGUAGCACGAAAUGAAAAUGUUAAGAGGGCAGUACUAGAAAUACAGCAGAAGUAUGGUUCCUCAGUUGGUAUUCCUAUGGUAAAGGUAAUUGAGAAGGUUGAGGGGAUAAGUACUUCGGAGGAUGAAGUUGAAUUCAAGACUGCAUUCUUGAUGCUUGCUUUGUGUGAUUUUUUGUGCCCAACAACAUGUAGAAGGUUAGAGAGUGACUUAGUGGUUGCAUCAACAUUGGCCGUGGAUGCUCACAAAUAUGAUUGGGCGUCGCUUGUAUUGGAUAAGUUAUUAGUACAUGCGCGUCACUUUGCAGAAAAGUUUUACAGGGAAGGGUAUGCGAAAGGUUGUGGAGGUUGCACGUAUUUUCUUGCGAUUAUGUACCUUGAUCGAUUGCAUCGUCCUCCUGUGCGUUGGGGAUUAUUUCCGAGGUUAAAAGCGUGGUCUGCGAAAGAUGUGACUGAAGCGAAAGAAGCUGAUCGACAAAGUGGGAAGGGAGAUUAUGGGAAUAUUGGGUGCAUUGACUUGGCGUACGGUGAGAAACAUCGUUAGUUGCGAGAGACACGAUGGGAC
Messenger RNA from Beta vulgaris subsp. vulgaris (sugar beet), 913 nucleotides. RefSeq lists its product as uncharacterized. The coding region runs from base 290 to 892 and encodes 200 amino acids. The record is from RefSeq and is a predicted model, not a curated record. Lineage: Eukaryota; Viridiplantae; Streptophyta; Magnoliopsida; Caryophyllales; Amaranthaceae. The transcript has 3 exons.